AUGGAGGUACAGAGCUGUUCCCUAUCACCGAGUCGACUACCCCGCGUCGCUGUUGUCGGCUCAGGCGCUAUCGGACUCACGCUGUUUGGAAAACUUGUCUCUCUGUACCGAGCUAGUUCCCAGAGCUUCUUCUCAAGCUUGACGCUCGUUUGUCGUACCGAGGAGAACGCCCGGUGGAUCACCAGCCGGGGCGGUAUCGCCCUGUAUCACGCUUCCAAAACCGAGACACCAGCCACAUGCGCCUCCGGAGACCUCGAAUGGUGUGCGCUGCAACCUCCUGCAGUGAACGUCGUGGAUCAACAACGCUUCGCAGAGACUCCAGUGGACCUCGCGCUGGUCUGCGUAAAGAGUCAUCAGGUCGAAUCUGUCGCUCCGCUUCUGCGACGCAUGUUCGAGCGUCAUCGCGAGGCUGGUGUUGUGGUUCCCCUCUGCAACGGCAUCGGGCAUGUGGCUCGUUUGGCGACUGCGCUGCCUGCGGAUGUCGCUGUGUUACCAGCAGUAACCUACUUGGCAGCGGAGCGGAUCGAACGGCAUACCGUUAAGAUUCACGGAGCGGGCGCAACCUACGUGCUCGUGAGGGGUAGCUCGCAUGCGUCAAUGGAGACGCGUCCGAAGCAGGCAAUAAACGCCUUCUCUCGCGAAGCAUGCAAUGCCGCGAACACGGCAGACCAGACGGAGAGACUGAGAACGCUCCCAGCAAGCGAAGGUGUCGGUGCAACGCGGCUGCCGGCACCAGCGCCCAACGCUUCCAGUUCGCCAGCGUUACCAGUCGUUACCGGACAAGCAGCGCUUGCGUACCCUGUUGGUACCAUGCUGCAGCCGGAGACGCUCCGAGCGACCCGGCGGUUCCAGGAUGAUAUGCACUCUGAACCAUGGGGCCCUGCACUGCAUCUGAGCGCCGCACAGUGCCGCUUACUGGAUGAGGAUCGCGGCCUCUGUGCCUGGCUGAAUGCCGCUCGACUGGGUCCAGCGCUUGUAACCAAUGACGAGCGACCUUUCGUGGAGAAAUUGGCGGUGAAUUGCGGUGUCAACGCGGUCGCUACCUUGCUUGGCGUGCGAAACGGUGAGCUGCUGCAUCUUCCAGACGCCUGGCAGGUUACCGAGUCCGCUGCAAUGGAGGUGGCGACCCUGUUUGGCCUGCCGCACGCAAGCAUCGGGCCACGGCUUCGACAGAUUGUCGAAGCGACCUCCGGCAACGUGAACUCGAUGCUAAGCGAUGUGCUUGCGGGUCGCGUUACGGAAGUUGAUGCGCUGAACGGCGCUGUGGCUCGACUGUCUAUCUCGAGAACGAAUCGACCUUCGGUGGUGAACGCGACGCUAGCAGCGCUCGUGCGCGCUCUGUCUCAGCGUCAGCAUCAAGCAGAGUGCUGCAUUGCCACGCCACAGCAAACCCAUCCUCCCGACACGAUUCACAGGUAG
Molecule: messenger RNA, 1419 nt
Organism: Cyanidioschyzon merolae strain 10D
Lineage: Eukaryota; Rhodophyta; Bangiophyceae; Cyanidiales; Cyanidiaceae
Product: similar to 2-dehydropantoate 2-reductase
Exons: 1
Coding region: 1-1419 (472 amino acids)
Cellular component (GO): cytoplasm
Molecular function (GO): 2-dehydropantoate 2-reductase activity; NADP binding
Source: RefSeq, a predicted model, not a curated record